AUGGGGAAUCAAGUAGAGAAGCUGACCCACUUAAACUACAGAGAGGUUCCCACGACUGACCCAGCCGGCAUGGACAGAGAUGAGGGUCCCAGAAUUGGAGUUUCUUACAUAUUUUCCAAUGAUGAUGACGAUGUAGAGCCUCAGCAGGACCCCGCAGAGCUUGGUGGAGAGCACCCUGCGUCACAGCCCUAUGACCCGCAAGUUCACGAAGUGGAAUGCUCCAUUUAUUACCGCGACGAGUGCAUUUAUCAGAAAAGCUUUUCUGGUGACCACACACCGUCUGGUGAGGUGGGGGAUGGUGGUGGUGGUGGUGGGGGCCAUUUGACCACCUACACACCAGAAAACCUAUUGAACAGGUGCAAACCUGGCGAUCUGAUAGAAUUUGUGGGCCAGGCCCAGUAUCCUCACUGGGUCGUGUACGUGGGGGACUUCCAAGUGGUCCAUCUGCACAGACUCGAAGUGGUGAACGGUUUUCUCACGGACGCCAGCCAGGGCCGACGGGGGCGCCUUGCCAACCAGUUGUACCGCUAUAAGCCGCUAAACCCCGCCAGCGUGGUGCGGAACGCCCUGGAUCAGGUGGGUCGCAAAGACCAGGAUCUCAGCUGGAGGAACUCCGAAUGUUUUGCCGCCUGGUGCCGCUACGGCAAGCGCGAGUUCAAAAUUGGGGGUGAACUGCGCAUAGGGAAGCAGCCUUACCGGUUGCAGAUCCAGCUGGGGGAUAAACGCAGUCACACGCUCGAGUUUCAGAGCCUGGAAGAUCUCAUUAUGGAGAAAAGAAGGAAUGAUCAAAUUGGAAAGGUGGCUGUCAUCCAAGAAUUGUCCAGCCAUCUCCAGGCAGCCGAGGCUGACAAGGAAGAGGGUGCUAACGGCACGCCAGGUGCCCGGACUGCUGCUGAGUAGCACAGUCAGGCUGCUUCACCUUGGUGACGGAUUAAAACUGAAUCCUGCGAAAUUGAGCUGUUCUAAGCCCUUUGGGCUCUUCCAGUGCAGGCCCACUCCAAUCCCAUGUGAAGGAAAGGGGCAAAGCUGAUUAAGCAUCAGUCCUUCGGCACUUAACUCCUUUGGUGCUUGCUUGAAGCCAGCAAGUUUAUACGUUGAGGGUUAAAUCUCAGGAAAGGUCUUCCUCAUUUGCUGUUUAUGCAUAAGUCUUCUCUUCCCAAAUGGCACCCCUGUUCCUCCUGCUUAGCUCCUGGCUUGUUUCAAACUGGACGAGGUCCAGCAUCGGUGAACUACAGGAUUCAGUGUUAUAGCAAGGUCAUUUCUCCCCCCCACC
Protobothrops mucrosquamatus (brown spotted pit viper) is the source of this 1273-nucleotide messenger RNA. RefSeq names its product LRAT domain containing 2 (gene LRATD2). The transcript has a single exon. The record is from RefSeq and is a predicted model, not a curated record. NCBI's taxonomy places the organism in Eukaryota, Metazoa, Chordata, Lepidosauria, Squamata, Viperidae. The coding region runs from base 1 to 900 and encodes 299 amino acids.